Molecule: messenger RNA, 1266 nt
Organism: Eufriesea mexicana
Lineage: Eukaryota; Metazoa; Arthropoda; Insecta; Hymenoptera; Apidae
Product: inactive hydroxysteroid dehydrogenase-like protein 1
Exons: 5
Coding region: 280-1227 (315 amino acids)
Molecular function (GO): oxidoreductase activity
Source: RefSeq, a predicted model, not a curated record
UUCGUCGUCACUCGUUCGAUCACAUGUCGCUUAUAGUGGCUAGAGAAAGUGCCUUGCCUUCAAUCGCCAUUUGUACCGUCCACCUGCCACUGCUGGUUUUAGUCUCGCUUUGGCCUUCGUUGACUGACCAUCGUUUGAAAAUAAACGAAAGGCAUUGUAAGAGACCGAGGAGGUGCGGCGUUUCGAGAAAAACAUACGAUGACACUAUCGUGAACGUCAAAUAUUUGUGCUGUCGUGUUCACGAGAGAUACGAAAGCUUCCCAAGAACUUAGGAAAACGAUGUUGCAAAUGAUAUUCUGGUUGUUGAUCGGUUUGCUGCUCCUCUGGCUGCUCCUGGAUUAUGUCAGCAAAAUUGUCAGCAUUCUAUGGGAGAUUCUCUCGCCGAUAAUCGACCUAAAACCGGUCGAUCUGAAAACAAAAUUCGGCGAAUGGGCAGUGGUGACCGGGUCCACCGAUGGGAUCGGUAAAGCGUACGCGAAAGAAUUAGCCGUGAGAGGUAUAAACUUGGUGCUAAUCAGUCGUUCCAUGGAGAAAUUAGAGAAAACCAAAAACGAAAUCUUACAAGAGAAUCCAACGAUCGAAGUGAAAGUAAUCGUAGCGGAUUUCAGCAAGGGAAAAGAUAUAUUUGAAAAGUUGAGAGAACAGCUGAAAGAUAUUCCAAUUGGUAUCUUAGUGAACAACGUGGGUAUGAUGUAUAGUUAUCCGAUGUAUUUCGGAGAAGUUCCAGAAGACGAAUUAUGGGACAUUAUAAAUAUUAACGUUGGGACUACCACGCUAAUGACACGAAUAGUCAUCGGACAAAUGCAGAAACGUGGAAAAGGCGCCAUCGUCAACGUGUCAUCCGGUUCGGAAUUCCAACCGUUGCCGUUAAUGACCGUAUACGCUGCGACGAAAGUUUACAUCAAGAGCUUCUCCGAAGCGCUCAGAACCGAGUACUCCAGAUUUGGAAUAACUAUACAGCAUUUGACUCCAUUUUUCGUGAACACGAAAAUGAACGCGUUCAGUGACCGGCUACAGGUAUCCAGUAUUUUAGUGCCUAAUGCGGUAACUUAUGCCAAAAAUGCGAUCACCACGCUUGGGAAAAUGGAUUCGAGCACGGGCUACUGGGGUCAUGGGAUUCAAAAGAUUUUCACGCUAUCUGCGCCAGUACAAAUAAGAACGAAAAUUGGAUGGAUUAUAAAUAAAGGUUUCAGACAAGAUUAUUUCAAGCAGAGGAGGAGUACCUAGACAUCAAACUAUCUUAUGUUUAUGCUUAUGCUCACUACC